AUGUUUCUGUGCAAAACAAAACCCACUGACAAGUGGCUGGACGCGCAGUGUGAUGGUACGGCGGCAUUGCACACGCUGCCCUCAUGCAUGACGCUGUGCGAUCUGAAGAACGACAACUACUACCAGCUGGUAACGGUAGAUGUGCCACUGUUCGAUUUCGAUGUCAAGCCCAAGCUGAAGGUGUACAAGGGUACGAACCUAAUCAGUGAGCAGCAUCUGCCGGGGAUUCCGAGCGCGGUCGAGAGUUUGUACAUCAACGAUCAGGAACCAAGGAUACCCAUCAUUGCAGUUGCCGUAGAAUCCUCGGUACUAUUCUAUCGUAACAUGAAGCCAUACUACAAGUACACCGUGCCGAGUAUGACGAUAGAACCGCUGGAGAUUGACGUUUGGAAGAAGUUGCCGAUGGAGCGAGGUGAUGCGCUUGAUGCCCUGGUCGAAAGUUUACGCUCGAUCGAACCUUCGCAGAUGACGCUCCAAACACAGGAGUUGCUUAGUUUGUCCGAAAGUGAGCGUGGCGGAUACAUUCGUACGAAUGCGGAACGCAAGCUGGAACGUCUGUCAAUCAUAACGUCAAUGGUCACAAUCAAGAAGGCAUCCAACGAUGUCAAAUCCGCCUGCUGCUUGAUCCUUGCGACCGAGUGUGGUGAGCUACUUGUGCUGGAUACGCAAGCGUUCGUGGUACUCGCACAGGCUAAGGUUGGUCCGUUUCGUGGGACACCGAGCAUGAUUUCGGCAAGCGGCCAGUAUGAUAUCGACUACCGCGUGGUAAUAGCGACACGGGAAGGCGCUCUGUACUUGCUCCGCAAAGGGUGGCUUGCGGGACAACAUAUCGUGAAGCUGGAGAAUCCUGCCGCCGGUCUAUCGUUGCUACCGAUUGAUCAGACCAUCGUGGUCGUCUGCAUGAACCAAUCACUUGUCUGUUACUCAAAAAAGGGCAAGAAACUUUGGACGGUUAAGUUACCCCAGCCGGCGGUAUGCAUGACACCGGUUUGCUUGCCACAUCUCGGUAUCAACCUGGUUUGCGUGUGUCUGAAGGGUGGCCUGGUGCAGUUUUACAGCCAGAAAAAGCUCGUCGAUCAAUUCUACGCUCCCGAGUCUGUUUCGGCGCUAACCUUCGGCAGACUUGGUCAGGAAGAGCACGUGCUCAUACUUGUCACCAUCGAUGGUUCACUGAUCGUAAAGAUUCUCAAGCGGACGGCCGAGUUUGUGACAACGGACAACAUGUACGACGUAAAAACCGCCGAGGAACCGCCGGGAAAUUUGCAAAUACCGAAAAAGACAAAAAUCUUCGUCGAACAAACGCUGCGCGAGAAGGAACAUGCGGCCACAAUACACAACUCGUUUCAGUCGGAACUUUGGCGCAUGCGGCUUACGACAGCGAGGGCAACAGUGGACGUGAUUAACUCGGCCGACAGCAACAUGUCUACGGUCGAUGUUGGGCAAGCGUCGAUCAAGCUGGCAGCGGAAGUGCUCGGUUUGGGGCCAACCUUUAAGCUGUUCCUGAUGCUGGAAAACAUUUCCACCUGUAAGGAAGCGACGGGUCUAAACGUGCUGAUACAAGCUGACCAUCGGCAUUAUCUAGUGGAGCGCCCAUACUUGCAGCUGCCAAUGCUGGUGCCCGGCUUUCCGAUACGUCUCGACUUUCGGGUGACGGUUACGGUUGACCCGGCAGAUGGAUUGCCGCCAAUAGACAUGACACCGGAAAAUUCACACAUUAAAGUGUUGGUGUUUAAAACGGGGCAGACCAAACCGUUGAUCGCAUCGACUGUUGUAAUGCCUCAACCAGAGCCACAAAUUUUAAAUUCGUUCUAA
Molecule: messenger RNA, 1812 nt
Organism: Anopheles maculipalpis
Lineage: Eukaryota; Metazoa; Arthropoda; Insecta; Diptera; Culicidae
Gene: BBS1
Product: Bardet-Biedl syndrome 1 protein homolog
Exons: 4
Coding region: 1-1812 (603 amino acids)
Biological process (GO): protein localization to cilium; non-motile cilium assembly
Cellular component (GO): axoneme; BBSome; centrosome
Molecular function (GO): smoothened binding; patched binding
Source: RefSeq, a predicted model, not a curated record